Molecule: messenger RNA, 622 nt
Organism: Bufo gargarizans (Asiatic toad)
Lineage: Eukaryota; Metazoa; Chordata; Amphibia; Anura; Bufonidae
Product: T-box transcription factor TBX22-like
Exons: 6
Coding region: 2-622 (206 amino acids)
Biological process (GO): cell fate specification; regulation of transcription by RNA polymerase II; positive regulation of DNA-templated transcription
Cellular component (GO): nucleus
Molecular function (GO): DNA-binding transcription factor activity, RNA polymerase II-specific; RNA polymerase II cis-regulatory region sequence-specific DNA binding
Source: RefSeq, a predicted model, not a curated record
GAUGUUCCCCUCGGUGCGGGUGAAGGUGAAGGGCUUGGACCCCAGUAAACAGUAUUUUGUUGCUCUGGACGUGGUUCCCGUGGACUCCAAGCGCUACAGAUACGUCUAUCACAGCUCCCAGUGGAUGGUCGCCGGAAACACGGAGAAUUCCUGCCUCCCGCCCCGCCUGUACGUGCACGCCGACUCCCCCUGCUCCGGGGAGACCUGGAUGAGACAGGUCAUCAGCUUCGACCGAGUCAAACUCACCAAUAACGAGAUGGACGACAAAGGACAUAUCAUUCUGCAGUCGAUGCAUAAGUAUAAGCCCCGGGUCCACGUCAUCCUCCAAGACUCCUGCUUUGACCAGAUCCAGUCACUGCCGGAAGAAGGGGUGAAGACAUUUUCAUUCAAGGAAACAGAGUUCACCACAGUGACGGCAUACCAGAACCAGCAGAUAACCAAGUUAAAGAUUGACAGAAAUCCAUUUGCAAAAGGCUUCAGAGACCCAGGAAGGAACAGGGUUGUGAUGGAUGGUCUCCUGGAGCACUACCCGUGGAGAUCUUCUCUCUCCUUAGACUUUAAGGCUUUUGGGGCAGAUACUCCUGUGAAUAAGAACACUGUAGUUUCCAUUCAGAGGCAGUAA